Molecule: messenger RNA, 4165 nt
Organism: Salvelinus sp. IW2-2015
Lineage: Eukaryota; Metazoa; Chordata; Actinopteri; Salmoniformes; Salmonidae
Source: RefSeq, a predicted model, not a curated record
CAAACCGUAGUUCGGUAUAAGUAGAGAAUAACUGUAUCGAGAUUGGCCCUGAAUUUAUACAUACCCCAUUGUGUGUGACUGCGACUAAGUUAAAUGUGUAUUUGCUAAAUAACCCUGUUUUUCAGUUAGUUUUCAUACCCUUCCAGUUAAACAUUUAUUCUGAUACAAGUAGUGAGUGAUUAAAUCUGGGGGAAAGGUGUAUUAAGAUAAAAUUAUAGAAAAAGUGACAGUGUAAUUAAUAGAGGGCGAACAAAUUUAUGCCCUAAUUUCUGAACAUAUAUCCCUAUUUGGACGCAAACUAGACACGCGAUUUUACAUGGUGAUUGAACCCGCUGUCUAUUAGAACAUUUGAUGCAAGUUACCAAAUUCAUAUGAAUACUAUAUCUAACAAUAACAUUGAAUUUAACAUUGAGUAUUGUGGUGGAUGCAAUUUUGAACUUGAUCGAUCACUCUUAUGAUAUAACUAUGAAUGUAAUGCACUAAAUGGAUCGGUUGGUGUAACGCGUAUCCCAGUUUGUAUGAGGGUGGGUCGGCGAACCUGCCAGUGUGAGUGUGGGUAGGAUCGCAGUGUAACAGUGAAUGUGAUGUACCUUUAGCUUGUAUGUGGUAAAGUUGGCGAACUUACUGGUGUGAAUGAAGAUUUGAAAGACUCGAAUCGUGUGAAUGAGGUACAUCUGAUAUUAGUCGGCGUACUGAAUAUCAUUUUGAAUGAUCUACGGAUAAAAUAACAGGCCAAUAGAUUUAAGGGACCUGUGUUACAUUGGAUGGUUACCGAGUGAAUGUAGUGCAUUGGAUAUCAGGUUGGUGUAACGCUGAUACCAGGUUUGUCUGAUAGGAUUAUAAAGAUCCGGGUUAUAUUGUUAAGAGUUGGGAAAGGACUAUAGAGAUAUAAUAUUACAUAAAAAAUUUUUUUUAACUAAGCCCAAAUUUAUAAUAUUAUUGAAUCCGAUUUAUACUACAAUUGAUCAAAUUUACCGGUGAAAUGGCUAAUCGGGAGGUUGAAAAAGUGUUGAAAACAUUGAAGUCAACAUUAGAAACUAAUGGAGGAAGAGAGGCAAAACAUUUUUUUUUUUAUAGAGAAUGGACUGAGGGCAGCAUUGCCUCACAUAGCGGGCUCCCAGUCGACGGGGAGCCCGGAAGAAUACUGGAGACUCUGAAAACACCAGUGAAAUGUAACAGAAAGUUAAGGUAUACUAACAUUCCAGUGGAGCUGAUUUAAUGUUAAAGGGACAGUACACGUUUAUCACUGUAGGGUCUGUGUCUAAAGGCAGGGUACUCCUAUCAACCAUUAAGGAAAUUUAAAACUAAUGAUUUGAGGGUGUACAAUAUACUUAUUAUAAUUGCUAGGUUUUGUUUGUAGUAAACGUUUGGGUUAGAGGGGAUUUCUAAGUUUCCCAGCGAAAAAAUAUCUUAAAGGGAUACACACACAUAAGUGGUGGUAUGAAUUCUAAGGUGACAUUUGAAUGGAGAAUCUAAGGUCAUUGGCGUCUGAGUUUAAGGUAAUUUGAUACAAUAAGGUGGCGAAAUUAAUAUUGGUGGGGUUGAUAGGAUCGAGAUAACCUAUGUAAGGACUUUAGAAAUUGCCACCAUAGACAUGUUUUUUUUGUUUGUUUGUUUUGUAAUUCCAUGGGUUCAGAUAACAGUGAGACACUUAGUUCAUGUUUGGGACCAAGCUACAGACAGAUAAGGGAAAGGGCAGACAGAGGGGCCCUCCCCACACUGCUGAGACCUUGAAGGUUGGGAGCAGAGAGAUAGGAGUGACACAGACUGGGUCACGGUUACUGAGGGGAGACAGAGGGAAUGAAAACUUAGUUGGUUUCAGGAACUAAGGGGCAGCACAGAUAACUCUUAAAGUAGAUAAGACACUUGACAGAGAAUUGUUAGAUUUGCGCCAGUAUUGAUACAAGGGCGGAGCCAUGUAUCAAAAGGGGGAUGUAAUAGGGCACUUUGUGGUGUGGCCUAUUAGUUAAAUAUCCCUAGAGUUGGUUUGCUAGGAUAAUAAUGGAUGACAUUCUAGCUAAUCAAAUAGAACAGAUAGAAUGACAGAGGUUCUAGCAGAACACAUUAAAAGACUGUUAAUUAACCAAACCCGUAUGUCCAAGAUUUUAUGCUCUACAGGAGAACUACAGGAGGAGAUUACCCACAUGAUUGGGCCAGGGGACUGGGUCUAGGUCCAAUCACUAAAGAAAAAAGAACUACCUGGGUUCAUAUCACACAAUGCGGGAGGGUAAGACACACUGACACUGCCAAACUAUCACAGAGUUAAGGAGAAGAACCGUAGCUAAUAAAGUUCGAGGGUCAACUCCUUAACGAAGUUUUCCCUGACCCCGCCCUCUCAUCACUGUGUACGUUCAUGGAAGUGAGGCUUGGCCUCUGGCUGAUGUUGUGUUCUCUGGGAGAGGAUGGGGCUUUACAGGACUGCUGGUUGUCCUGAGCUGUCUGAUUGGGAUACGAUGGGGAUGGUUACCAUCACAGUGCUGCCAAAACCACCACCAGUUCCAACAGGCCAAGGCCAGGUUCAGCCGAACUCCUCCACCACUUCAAGACCAAGUCCCACACCAUCACCUAGCUUCUCCAAUCCAGUACAGGUAAUAAAUGUAAAGGAUAUCUCAGAUAGCGACCAAUUGGGAACUGAAACUGGCUAAGAGGGUAGGGAUAAUAUGUGGCUAGCCUAUAUGAGGUAUACAGCCAAAACACUUAAACAGAAAAGACUGUGUGAUCUGUGGACAUGCUAGACUUGUUCUGGCUACUCACCCAUUUGCCCUAAGCAGCGGGGAAGGUUGGAUGUGCAUAUUGGAGGGUUUUUACCAUAACAAGCCAAAUUCGACCCUGUGUAAAACUCUGAGUCUUGUGUUCCCAGAAGUCCCUCCCCAGAAUGCCCCGUGGGGGGUUAAGGCAUAUGGGGGAGAUUACAGCUGUAUUACUUGUACAGGUAGGGGUAUAAAUUAUGGGAGGCUCCCUAUUGCUGACUGCAUCACUAAUGUCACUAUUAACUAGAGGUGUUGCUGAUGUAUGGUGGAUGUGUGGACCUGCCAGGCGGUUGACCCCUAUUCUGAAAGGAGACUGGCAGGGCACAUGUGCUUUGGUCAGUCUGAUAACACCAUUGACUAUUAUUGAGGUUACAGCUAACCAACUCCUGGGAUCUGCACAUGACACAGAGGCUCGGAACCAACCCAGGAGAUGGCAGAAACGUGACGCUCCUUGGUCCGAGGGUACAGAUAACAUCCACACCAACCUGUUGGGGGUCCCAAUAGGGGUACCCCACGAAUUUCAGGCAUUAAACAGGAAUGAUGGCCUGUGGCAUUUGUUGCCCAUUAUUGGCCCAGCUAUUGUUGAUGCUAAGCAAACUGCCUGGAUCAAUUAUAUCUACUAUAAUCAACAACGAUUUGUUAACUACACCCACACCGCACUUACGGGAAUGGCUGAACAAUUGGAUGCCACCUCUCGAACCGCUACACAAAAUAGGCUAGCACUAGACAUGAUUCUGGCCAACCAGGGAGGUGUUUGUAAAAUGUUUGGGGAACAAUGUUGUACAUUUAUCCCUAACAAUACCAGUCCUGGUGGGAGCAUUUCAAAAGCUCUGGGCGGGUUGGAGGGGUUAUCUGUGGAGAUGAGGGGUUUUGCAGGUGUGGAGGAGGGGGGACUGUUCUCCUGGCUGGGUGGCUGGUUUGGUGAGUAUACUGCAUUGAUGGUUACUGGAUUUCUGACCCUAAUAGUUGUAUUUCUUAUAUUAAUGUGCUGUGCUGCAUGUAUUAUCCCCRGUUUGAGGAAAUCUUUUACAGAUGUUGCGCACGCUGCAGUUAUGAUGCCACUGCUUGCUCCCGGGGGGGAUACUGAGACUGCCUUGACAGAGGAUGAUCCAUGGUUUGCUAUAAAAUAAUUAAAAUUGCUUAUUUUUAGUUUAAUUCAUUGCUUUUUGUUUCACAAUAUAUCCUUGUAAUCAUUUACCCUGUAUGUUGUCCUACCUUAUGUCAAGGUUUAAAUUUCCUGGGUGGGAGGUAGCCAACCUAGUACCUGUUAGGUGUAGCAGGGUAGACUAGAGGGUUUUUAUUCUUUAUACAAUAAAGGUGUGUUUCUUUUAAUCUUUGUAUUCUGAGUGUGGCACCCUAAAAGGGUGUCAAAAGGAGGAGUCGAAAUGCAACUUAGCGUAUAUCAUUUGUUGAUU